Molecule: messenger RNA, 4178 nt
Organism: Phasianus colchicus (ring-necked pheasant)
Lineage: Eukaryota; Metazoa; Chordata; Aves; Galliformes; Phasianidae
Source: RefSeq, a predicted model, not a curated record
CCCCGCGCCGCUCCCCAGUCGCCGGUGUCUGGCCCUGCUCCGCCGUUCUGCGGGGCGAACCGGGCGUUCCCGGGGGGUUCCGACCGGUUCCAACCUUCAGGCUUUGAAUAAUGUUAGGAAGCACGGCUGCUUUAAUUUUAUUUUGGAAGGACUCCUUUUUUUUUGCAGAAGGUGGAAGGACACUCUCCCAGGAAGCAGCUGCCCGGUGAGUCAUCUCCACGUAUAAAUAGCACUGGUGGGAGCGGUGCCGCGGUUUUGCUGCUCGCAGAGCAAAGGGGUGCAGUGCUUCCCUUUAGAUGGAGAAAGAGAGCAUCCAUUCCUUAGGAAAUCCUUGGUCUUUGUGCACAACAUAACUCCAGGACUUCAGUUUUUAGAGCUGCCCGUAAGCUGUUAUCCGUGGAGCUCUGUUCCAGGGCUCUUUGCUGCUGUAAUGCAUCCUUAAAGCUCGGAUCAAAAUGAUUUUGGCACCAAUGCAGAAUAUAAAGAAAAAAGUCACAAUUAAUCUUCCGUGCUGUUUAUUCUGUUUCUUUUGAUUCGGACCUGAAGAUCGUAGUGGUAAAUUUCAGCCCCAGGCUGGCUGUGGCUUUAUUUGGUUUUAAAUGAUGCUUGUGAAUAAGCAUCUUUUGGUGGGUGCUUACAAACAGAAGUUGGUUUGGACAACCUGUGUUUGUGGGAGAACCAGCCCAUGGCAGAGCAAAUGGAUAAUCCUCAAGUUCCUUUCCAGCCUAAGCCCUUCUGUGAUUUGUUGUGGCCAGAAUAACCCGGUGCUGGCCUUAAAACAACUCAAUUCCCAAACAAAUCCCCUACAGACCAAAAAAAAUCUCUUCAUAAAGUGACACUGACAUCAAAAAAAUCAUUGAAAUCCUCCUCGAUUCAGCCAGCAAACCAUUAAAUUGCCCGCGUCCUGGUGUGUUAUUCCUCCUGCCCAGGUCUCCCACCAGGCUGAACUCUGAGUUUUGGCAUUCUGAGGUUUUCUGUCGCUCUGUUUUUCUCCCCACACACUGCAAGAGGUUGGCAGGAUUGCAGAUCUGGGGCUGUGCCUGCACUGCGGGCAGCAGGCUGGCACAACUCAACCAGAGCUGCCUGCGCCCUUCUUUGCCUUCCAAGAUAAUUGCUCCAUUUAAAAGAGCAACCCAAACUAAUUAGACUGGAAGAAAAUCAGGACGAUUUUUGGAACGGGAUGUUGUUGCUGGGUUGGGUCUUUUCAUGUGUGGCAAAGCCUGAGUGCUUGGGAGAGCUAAGAGGGAUGAGGCGCAUUAAGUGGCCCCUGCCCACUCACACUGCUCCCUACAGAGUCAUUUAAUUCUUCAGCUCCUGAUACAAAAGGUCAUGAGCUUGGGAGUUCAGUGCAGGACACAGGCACGUAGCGUGCUGCACGUCUCUGCACGUCACAUCCAUUAACCAGCAUCCUCCUUCUGGUUUGCAGUGAGGAUCCCAACACAGAGAGCCCUAAAAGGGACCUUCAGCAAAGCGGUGCUUGAAGAGUGAUGGUCUUAAAAUGAAAAGGUGCUGUGAGGGUGUUGGGCUGCCAUGCCUGUUUAAGGUCAGUGUGAUUCUCUGUGUUUUCACCUCUCUGUCUCUUCUGAGGGUCAGGGAGCAGAAGUGAGGUCCCUGUCCUGCACGUCUGAUUGGUGGCAGGCGGUGAGCGGGGGCUGCUGGGUUUGGCACUGGGCUUGGGCUGAGGCUGUCCAGCUCUGUGUUGUCAGCAAUGUGGUUUUACUUUGAAGAGAAGGGCAGAUCCCAAAUCUGAGCCCAACCCAAAGGGAAACCACAUCCAGGUGACAGCACAAAAAUUAACCUGCAGAAUCUUUUCCAAUGAAAAGCCAGACUUGUCCUCGCAAGGAUGGCAGCAAGAGGGGUUUGUUUGCAGCUACACAAAUCGUUUUGUACAGGUGUGAUGUGAGUGGGAUGGGGAGCAAACUUUGCCUCUCCCCUUCUCCAGCACCCAUGGAACCACGCCAGCACUGUCCCCGUGUCCCUUGGGAGGACGUGUGUCAGUCCUUGGCACACUGACCACCUUGACUGCAGUACAGGGAUUAGCAGUGGCAAAGUGAUCUCUUUAUAGGAAGGAUAAACAUUCCAGGGUCAGGGCUGAGGUAUGUCAGCAGGGGAUUACCCCUAAGGUCCCCAGCUGGGUUAAUGAGCUACAUGGCAAAAAGUGGGCAGGGAUAAUUUGGCAGAGAAAUGCUGCUCUGCAGCGCUGGCAGCCUCUUGUGCUGUGUUUGUUGCCUUUGGCUCCAAAGCCAAAUGCUCAGCUCACUAUGGGCGCUCUUCUUCCUCCCGCAGGGUGUUGGUAUGGCCAGCUCCCGGCCUCCCAAGUACCUCCUGGUCUUCGAUUUUGAUGAGACCAUCAUCAAUGAGAACAGUGAUGACUCCAUUGUGCGGGCAGCACCGGGGCAGGCACUGCCUGAGCACAUCCGACAGAGCUUCCGUGAGGGCUUCUACAAUGAGUACAUGCAGCGUGUCCUGGCCUACAUGGGAGACCAGGGUGUCAAGAUGGGGGACUUCAAGACCGUCUAUGAGAACAUUCCCCUGUCUCCAGGCAUGCCUGACCUCUUCCAGUUCCUCUCCAAGAACCACGAGCUCUUUGAGAUCAUCCUCAUCUCCGACGCCAACAUGUUUGGCAUUGAGUGCAAACUGAGGGCGGCCGGUUUUUAUUCCCUCUUCCGUAAAAUCUUCAGCAACCCAUCCAGCUUCGACAAGAGGGGUUACUUCACCUUGGGGCCCUACCACAGCCACAAGUGCCUUGACUGCCCAGCCAAUAUGUGCAAACGCAAAAUCCUAACGGAGUACCUGGCCGAGAGAGCGCAGGAAGAGGUGGAGUUUGAGAGGGUAUUUUACGUUGGGGACGGUGCCAAUGACUUCUGCCCUUCGGUGACUUUGACUUCAGCUGACGUUGCUUUCCCCCGCAAGGGUUAUCCCAUGCACCAGAUGACCCAGGAGAUGGAGAAGAAGCAGCCUGGAGGUUUUCAAGCCACUGUUGUUCCUUGGGAGUCAGCUACCGAGGUUGCCCGCUAUCUGCAGGAGCUCCUCAAGAAGAAGUGUUGAGGAUGGAUGGCUCCAAAGAGGCUUGUUUACGAUAAACAGCUGGGAAGGGAGAAGGCUGGAAGGUCAUGUCCUGCACCCCGUGUUUAUUUGGCACUGCUCACUUGGACUUUGAUUCCUGCACUGUUUUCCUGCCUUCCUCUCCGAGCUCCUAUCUCCCCAGUGAUUGAAGCACUUUCUCUUCCCCACACAUCCUUUUCUCUUCCUUCUGCCACAUCGAGAUGAAGUCUUCUCUAUGCAGCUUAGAUGGCUUCUCUGCUGUUGGUGGUUGGCAACACUAAUGGUAUGGUUUGUUUUUUUCCCUUUUUGACUUCAUGAGAGCAGUUCUUUACCAUCCAGAAGCCAGCUCUCCCACAGGCUGAGCCCAGCACGUGAUUCCUCUUGACUUCACCCUUCUCACCUCCUGCCCAUCUCCACUCUCCAUGCAGGAGCCUCAUGCUGUUGCCUUCAACCCAAUGCUCCAAGGGCUCCUUGCCUCUCCAGGAAGCCACGAGAAAUUAGGUCUGGGCAGUUUGUGCUGCCCAGGCUCCCCAGCUCACCAUGCAUCCCACUCCUUGCUCAACAGAUGAGCCUCGCACAGGAAUUUAUUGUCCCUUCAGAUUUAUUUUCUGAAAAAAAAAAAAUCAUGAGAAAUCAAGGAAGCCUUUUGGAAGGUUUGCAAAAAUAAAAAGCAAUCCUCCUUCAACUCCCAUUGCCUUCACCCCAUUUUUUUUUGGGGGGGAGGCAGAACGGCCGCAUCCUGCUUGAGGAGAAAGACCUGACUUCACCUUCCUCUUCCUCCCCCAUCACUUCCCCUCCUGGGGCAGCAGCCACCCACUCAUCCCCAGUGCAGACAGCUCAGCUCCAUGUCUUUGCUGGGUCAUAUCGACUGCCCUGCAACCUCCUGCCUUGGUCCAGAGGUGCUGAAAUUCUCUCCCCCCUUUUCCCCCCAGCUGGAGAGAGAGGUGCUUUAGCACUUCUGAUAUCAGCUCCCCCAGAGGCCAAACCCUCUUACCCCACCACAGUGUUAAUUGCCCAUUCUAAUUGCACUCUGUAAAAGGGGGCUUGCAGUAUUUUACUCUCUGGUGUUGGCUUUUCCUGGAUUUAUCCACAGCCUUAAAUGACCCCUGAGAGUGGCUUGUAACUACUCCAAA